Molecule: messenger RNA, 967 nt
Organism: Rubroshorea leprosula
Lineage: Eukaryota; Viridiplantae; Streptophyta; Magnoliopsida; Malvales; Dipterocarpaceae
Source: the annotation of a GenBank genome assembly
GCUUUUCAAUCUACUACACACUUCAUCAAACAGAUUCAGAUGGAUAACUUGAUGCAGAACCACCUCUUUGCAACGCAUGCAAUUGCUGCUGUGGGAUUUGCGACUUUCGGCACUGCUUUUACUUACCCCCUUGACACCAUUAAAACCCUAGUUCAGGUUAGUUCAGGUUCCAGCUCAAAAUUAACUGCGUUUCAGAUUCUAAACAAGGUUCAAUCUCUAUCAGGAAAUUCAGUUGGUCGAGAAGGCAAUCAUGUCCAUGUCUCUGAGGCCCUUAUGGCUGGGAUGGCAGCUGGUGCCAUGGAGUCACUGAUAAGUUCUCCAUUUGAACUUAUUAAACUUCGUGCACAGGAGCAUCCUUGGAUGAUGACUGGGUCAGGGAAGCCUUCUUCAGUUUAUGAAGUUCGGAUGCCAUCUGAAAUUAUCUCUUUGGAAGGAUGGGGUGCAUUUUGGAGAGGUUUGCAUUCAGGAGUUGUUCGAGAUACAAUUUUUGGUGGUAUGUUUUUUUCCACUUGGCAGUUUCUACCCCAAGUAAUGCUUGGUUGGAAGGCAGCCGGGAUGGAUCACCUACCUAGCUCUGAUGAAAAAAUUGGUCCACUCUCUCCUUUAGUGGUUAGUCUUGCAGCUGGUUUUUCAGGUUCAGUUGUUGCUGCUUCUUCUCAUGGUUUUGGCACUUGCCAAAUGUCGAUCACAGUGCAUUGUGCUGCCCAAGAUAUGGCAAUUGUUACCGGGAAGUAUAUUGUAAUGGAGAGAAAACUGUGAAAUGGAGAAGGCCAGGAAGAAGGUUUGAAAGACUUGCAGGAGUCCACCCUGCAGAUAGAAAUCUCUUGUUAUGUGGCAUUUGGCUGCGGAUGGCACGCAGAGGGAUUGCUUCAUUUGUGAUUGUUGGAAGUUAUUUCUUGGCUAUUGACUAUCCUGUUGGAAGAUGACUCAUUUAGUCUGAAACAUCAGAUAAAUCAUUUCAAUAGUU